CCCGCCUUAUCCCCGGCGGGCGUGCUCGCGGAGGGGACGGAGGAGGCCGGGACGCUGCCGGCGUGUGGGGGCGCAAGGAGAGCCGAAGGCCGCGGGGAUGUGGACGCCGCUGUUGGACGCGCUGUGGGCGCUGCCGCUCGAGAAGCGCAUCUUCGGCUCGGUGUUGCUCUUCUCUUGGACCAUCUACCUCUGGGAAACCUUCUUGGCGCAGCGGCAGAGACGUAUCUACAAAACUACUACACAUGUACCAAAAGAAUUGGGACAAAUCAUGGAUUCAGAAACAUUUGAAAAAUCUCGACUGUAUCAGCUGGACAAAAGUACUUUCAGCUUUUGGUCAGGAUUGUAUUCAGAAACUGAAGGCACUAUUAUUCUUCUUUUUGGAGGAAUUCCACAUCUCUGGAGUUUUUCUGGAGUAUUGUGUAGGCGUGCUGGUUUUGGGCCAGAGUAUGAGAUCACUCAUUCCUUGAUGUUCCUGUUUUUGGCCACACUCUUCAGUGCCCUCACUGGCUUGCCUUGGAGUAUUUACAAUACAUUUGUCAUUGAAGAAAAGCAUGGUUUCAAUCAACAGACUUUUGGAUUCUUCAUGAAAGAUUCUGUCAAGAAAUUUAUUGUGACUCAAUGUAUUUUAUUGCCUGUUUCUUCACUUCUGCUUUAUAUCAUUAAAAUUGGAGGUGACUAUUUUUUCAUCUAUGCCUGGCUGUUCACAUUAAUUGUUUCUUUGGUACUUGUCACCAUCUAUGCUGACUACAUCGCCCCUUUGUUUGAUAAAUUCAUUCCUUUGCCUGAAGGAACCCUUAAAGAAGAAAUUGAAGUGAUGGCAAAGAAUAUUGACUUUCCUCUGACCAAAGUGUAUGUUGUAGAAGGAUCAAAGCGCUCCUCCCACAGCAAUGCUUAUUUCUAUGGCUUCUUCAAGAACAAGCGGAUAGUUUUGUUUGACACGCUGCUGGAAGAGUACUCCAUGCCAAACAAAGAGCCCCCGGAGGAGGGCUUCUUGGAGCCCCCCAGAGAUGGAGAGGGGGAGAGCCCAGAAAUGAAGGCCAAAGUCAGAAAUAAGAAACAAGGCUGUAAAAACGAAGAGGUUCUUGCUGUUCUUGGCCAUGAACUGGGACACUGGAAGUUAGGCCACACAGUCAAAAAUAUCGUUAUCAGUCAGAUGAAUUCUUUCCUUUGUUUUUUCUUAUUUGCCAUAUUAAUUGGUCGAAAAGAACUCUUUGCUGCAUUUGGCUUUUAUGAUACUCAACCCACUCUGAUUGGACUAAUGAUCAUCUUCCAGUUUAUUUUUUCACCUUACAAUGAGGUACUUUCUUUUUGUCUCACAGUACUGAGUCGAAGAUUUGAGUUCCAAGCAGAUGCAUUUGCCAAGAAACUUGGAAAGGCUAAGGACCUAUAUUCAGCGCUGAUCAAACUAAACAAAGACAACUUGGGAUUUCCUGUUUCUGACUGGUUAUUUUCAAUGUGGCAUUAUUCUCAUCCUCCACUACUUGAGAGACUUCAAGCUUUACAGGAUUCAAAACAAGACUGAGAUGCCCAGGGUCUGUGCUUGAAGACAAGUUUCUGAACGUUUCCAUCCUGGCAGCAUGUUCUAGCUCUUAAUGUUUUUACUUUUUUUUUUUUUUUUCAAAGAAAAGAAUUAAGGUGGAGGUUGGUACCCCAAUUUAAAUGCAUUUAGAGCCCAUUUUAAAAUUGAUUGGAAUAAUCAAUUGUUUUAAAAAGGACAACACUGGAUGAGCUUUAAAAACAUAAUGUAUAUAUAAAGGUAUUUUUACUUUACUUUUGAUGAUAUAAUUUACCCCCUUCAUCUUCAUACCUGUAAUUGAAUCUGCCCAUUGAGUACUUUGGGCAAAUCUUUGGAGGAGUUGUCCCUUCCUCUGAAGCCUUUCUAUAGAGCUGACACCAUGGUCCCAAAUCAUUGUGCUCACACCAAACUUGAAUUUUUAAAUAGUUAAAAUUGUUCAUAUUUAAUCUGACUGACCAAUCAGUGUUUUAAAUAAUGAGGAAGGUAUUUGUCAGUACAGUUGACAUUGUUCUGAUGAAAUAUGGUUAUAAAUGUACUUCUGACUUCUGUUCCUAUAUCCACAUUUAGGUGGGCAGUCUAAGACUUUUUUUUUGUUUAUUGUUUUUUAUUGGGUUUUAUUCAUCGGAAUCUAUUUCACAAUAUAGAAAGUCACAGUUGACAAAAAAUUUAAUGUCAUUUGGGCAAAGUAUGUACCAUAUUAGGGAAAUCGGUAGUAUUUUUCAAAAUACCUUUAGCUUUUUUUGAAUUUGUAAUUCCUUUUUAUCCCUGACUUCAGCUAGAUCUUCAGUAAGGAAAGCUAUGUAAUCCUCUUUUGGGCAGAAACAGCCAUAUUAUGCAGAUUUACAUAUCUAUACUAGGAACAGAAUUUGGAGAGGAGAGAAUAAAAUAGGAUUUUUAGAACCCCCAUCCUCCCCCAGGAUGACAGGUUUCUUUUUGCAUUUAGGUGAAACCCUCUGAAAACAGUAAAAACUAAAAAGUAAUGCCUGUUUUGAGAAAACUUCCUUUAUUUGGAUUCCCCACUCCCCUUCUUCUGGAAGUAAUCAAUAUGAAUCACACUUAACAUCCACUUAGAUCAGUUAUAGUAGUUAUCAGUGGCCAAGCUCUUUUCAUUUCAAAGUAACUCUCCCACCAAGAGGUUCCUUUUGACAUUUUAAAAGAAAUGUGUAUGGGACUCCUUACACUUAUGUACAAUGCCUGAGGAAGCCCUAAGUUUUUGUGUCUAGUCUUUUCUUUAGUAUAUCUGCAUUCUGGGUAUUUGCUGGGACCAGCCUUCAGAUUUCUGUCAGUAAAAUUUUGCACAGCUGAGGUUUGAGGUGACUUCUUCACCAGAAAAUAUGAUUGAAGUCAGUAUCUCUGUUGUAAUGGGUUACUUAUUUGUUGCAGAAAGCAAGUGGGCUGCUUCUUUAGUUUUAUUCCUCCUGGAGUAUACCUCUAGAUCUCCCUUAUCUUCCUUCUCAGUGACAUGGCUUUCCCUUCUUCCUGUGCCUUUAAACUUACAUUUAAAUCCAGCACAAGUCAACAUUAAAAAUUGCCAAUGGAAAGUUAUAUAUUCUAUCUUUAAUUUAUUGAAAAGGCUUUAUAUUUUAUCCACCUCCCAGACUCAAAUCUCUGCACUGCUGUGAAGAGGUGACUACUAUCGGAAGAGAAGCAAUGGCCCUCCAGGAUUUAUACCCUUGAGGCUGUCUCUAGUCCCUGUUCCCUGGCGUAGUCUUCCUCUGUAAAUUCUUUUUACUUGGCUCAGCCUGUACUGUCUCAGCUUUGAUGCAGUGCAAAUGAUUGUGAGCCUGACUGCUUUCAACAUCAAACUUACUAAUUGGUGUCUCCACUCAGAACCACUUCAUUCUGCCUGGAAGCCAAAUUAAGCUUUCUUAGAUGUUUUGAUCAUGUUAUUCCCCUGCUGUACAGUGAGAAUUGAGUUAGUCAAGACUUGUAAAAGGGAGUUUAGCAGGCAGCAGAAGUCUAAGCAGUUUAGGGAUGCAGUCUAGGGAUUUAAGCUAAUUAAAUGUUAAGUGCCUGCUGUACAAACGAUUGUUAAAGCAUUAUGGUAGCUGCUAGGAAUACAAAUAUUUUUUAAAAUAGCAUACCUCCAAGAAGCUUAUUUUCUACUAGACAGAUACAAGUAGUAUAGAGAUAAAUAUAUUACAAGUUAAUGUGUGGUGACUGCAAAAGAGAGACCCAAGAGGAGGAGAAUACUUGUACCUGUACUGGAGAAGGGAAAAAUGAAAGGAGGCUUCAUGGAGAAGCAGUUCUGUGAAAUGAGUUUUGAAGGAAUGUGAGCCUUCAGAAAACAAGAAGUGAAGAUGAAGUGCAAUAGGGGACAGGUCUGCAGGAAGAUACAAGAUGGUGAGUUCAGAGAAUAGCUAAGUCACUGGACCAGGCUGUAAUGUAAGUUACAAAGGAAAUUCAUGUAAUAAGUUUGGGAGAGAAGGUAGGUUGGAGCCUUAAAAUUUAAGUCAGACAGCCUUGAAAGAAUGAUUUUCCUCUAGUGAAGAUAAGAAGGCCCCCACGAGUUUUGAGGUAUGCUCAUUCCCCAGUAGGAUGAUUUGUGUCAUCUCUGGAGGAUGGACUGUGGAUAAUAAUGAGUACAACUACUGUAGUGUCUGUUAACAGGGUGAAAGGUAGCAGUGCAAGACAUGUUUUAGAGGUGGAAGUGAGAUGAAUUCACAGCUGAUAAAUGGAAGAAAGAGGGGAGUCCAAGGUUAUGAGCUUGGGUGAGAGUUUUGGGAGCUUGGAUUGUGUUCCAAGCUGAGCUUGCUGCACUUAUAGGGCCAUCCAGGUGGAAAUGACCAUCAGCAUUUGCAGAUGAGGAAAUUGAGAUCACAUAGAGAUAAGGAUUAGAUAAUAUAGAUUUUUAAAAACAACACAGGAGCAAUGAGACUACCAAAGGGUAGAUGUCUUACAGCAGGAAUUAUGACUCCCCCUGAGGAUAAAUUUCAGGGUAUUCUAGAAUUUGAAUAAAGGGAGAAAAUAUAUCUUCAUUUUCACUGAAAUUUAGCAUUUCAUUAGGAAUGUAUGUAACAAACACUCUGAGAAGGUGUUUAUUGGUCUCCUUGGGUUUAUAGAGGAAUCAAUAGCAUAAAAAUAAGAGACAAGCAAAGAAAGCCCAGGCCAGAGUUAUGGAUACUAUUGCUCAGGUGGUGAAACGUGUUGGAUAACUGGAAGAGGAGCUGAAGCAGUGGUCAGCUAAGUUAAGAGGAGAGCCAUGAAAGAACUCUCUCAAAACAUUAUUUAGAAAUAAAGAUUAAGACUCACUUAAGUUUGGCAGACAUCACUAGCAAUAUGUGGGGAAAUAGUUUCAGUUGAGUUGUGGAGUCAUGAAUCAUAUUGCAAAGGGUUCAGGGGAGUGAAAAGAUGGAGAGGAAGCAACUCUAGAGAUUUGUCAAAGCAAAGGAGUGAUACCAGCCUGAUUGAGGAGAAAGUAAGGUCAAGGGCAGUGUGUAUGACAUAAUACGUUGGGCCCAUCAUCCAAAAGCUUUCUGCUCAGAAGCAAUUUAAACUCCAUCCUUAGGUAUAUUUCAAAGAGAAUUACUUGGAUCCCAGUCUUUUUUUUUAAAUUUAAUUUAAUUUAAUUUUAUUUUAUAAUAACUUUAUAUUGACAGAAUCCAUGCCAGGGUAAUUUUUUUACAACAUUAUCCCUUGCACUCGCUUCUGUUCCGAUUUUUCCCCUCCCUCCCUCCACUCCCUCCCCUAGAAGGCAAGCAGUCCUAUAUAUGUUAGAUAUGUUGCAGUAUAUCCUAGAUAUAAUAUAUGUUUGCAGAACCGAACAGUUCUCUUGUUGCACAGGGAGAAUUGGAUUCAGAAGGUAAAAAUAACCCGGGAAGAAAAACAAAAAUACAAAUAGUUCACAUUCAUUUCCCAGUGUUCUUUCUUUGGGUGUAGCUACUUAUGUCCAUCAUUGAUCAAUUGAAACUCAGUUAGGUCUCUUUGUCAAAGAAAUCCACUUCCAUCAGAAUACAUCCUCAUACAAUAUCGUUGUCGAAGUGUAUAAUGAUCUCCUGGUUCUGCUUAUUUCACUUAGCAUCAGUUCACGUAAGUGUCUUGGAUCCCAGUCUUUCAGGAUUUUGUGCUAAAUCACACUGGUGUGAACUUGCAAGAAUAUGGUAUACAACUCCUGUCUUCAGCUGUAAUAUUAUACCCAUAGCCUCCUUCAUGCCUACUGAAUCACUCGAUCUUCUUCCCAUUCAUUCAGUCUGUUGCUCCUGACCUGGCCUUCCCAAUCAACUACUUAAGCAUAACCACCAUUCCCUAAGGUUUGCCCUGUGCCUUACCUCUGAAUCCCUUCCCUCUCCCAUCUCCCAUCCUUAGCCUGGCAGCAUGACUGUAUGUGACAUCUUGUUCAAGACCCCAGCCCAGUCAACAUUUCUUUCUUUCUUUUUUUUUCAUUUAUCAGUUACAUUUCUUUAGGAGUUUCUUCUCUUUAAAUUUUCUUCCAAAAUUUUGUAUCUUAUCUCAUAUGCAUGUGCACCUGUCAUGUGUCUUCUCUCCCUGUCUCCCCAUUUAAUUGUAAACUUCUGGAUAGUAAAGAUCCAUUUUUUCCAGCUUUGUAUCCCCACUGCCUACUAUGGGGCUCUUUAUUGUCAUCACUUCAAAAAGUAUUAAAUUGAAUAGAAAUAGAAGUUUCUGAUAAAACUUCUGAUUGAAAGCUCACAAAUACUUUAUGGUUAGCAGAUCUCUUGGGGAAAAGCAGAAUUUAAGAGCCAUCCUCAAGGAGCUCAUGGUCUAGUAGGAAAUUGGGUUGCAAACACAAUUAUAAUAAAGUGUUGAAUGAUGAAAGCAUUGGAGAGUUACCCAUGUGCUGUGCAAGUCCCAAGGGGCAAUUAUCAAGAGAAUGAGAAUCCAGUGAGAUUUGCUGAAGGAGCUGAUAAUUUGAGUUGGGCCCUCAUGGAUACCAGUGAUAACAGAGGAAGAGAUGAGACAGAGGAGCAUGUUUAGAGCUAGAUGGCACAGUGGAUAGGGCUCUGGGCUUGCACACUGAUUUGGGAAACCUAUGUUCAAAUCCUGCCUUAGUCACUGAUCCCAGGCAAAUCACUUAGCCUCUCUAUUUUAAUGUUUAAAUUUGAGUUGGCAGGCCACUGAAGAGUUUUGAGCUAAGGCAUACCAUGUCCAGGCCUAGUUAAAAAAAAAAAAAAAAAAAAAAAACCACCAUUCUGGCAGUAGGACAAAGAUAAGAUUUUAGAGGAGAGACUUCUAUUUCAAUAAUUAUAAUGAGAUCUUGACUAAUGGCAAUGGGAAUAGGGAAAGAGUGGAUAUGGAGUUAGAUUGGGGAAUUACCUCUAUAAUGGUUAAAACUGGGAAUAAAUGAGAGCACAGUAAAAUCCAGGGACAGGACUUUAAGGAACACCAAGGAGAUUGUGCCAUCUCUCAUGCUGAUAUCCAGUGGGAGAGUGUGAUUAUCAAUAUAAAAAAAGGUAAGCUAAGUAGUGCAGUGGAUGGAGAAUUGGCCCUUGAGUCAAGUCAAAUCCAGCCCCAGAUACAAACUUUGUGACUCUUGGCAGGUCAUUGCUUCCAAAAAUAAACAAGUCAAGGAAUCUCUUUAAGAUUUGUUGUUGUUGUUUUUUCCUAAAUCUUGGAUCUGGCAAUCAGAUGGUCAUCAGGAACCUUAGCAAUUUCAGUGGCUUCAUGAGGGCAGAAUACCAAGGUGUUGAGAAGAGGUUAGGUAGUGGGGAAGUAAAUGAACGCAUGGUAGACGGCAUUCUCAUUGCUAAGCAAUCGAGGAAGGAAAGCAAUGGGAUGUUAGUUAGAUGAUUAGGAUGUAGGGAAGGCUAUUCUUUGUCAUUCAGGGAAGACCACAACCCAUAAGAUGAAGCCAAUAAUGAGGAAGAGAUGAAAGACUGAUGAGACAGAGAAGAAUGAUCCCUGGAGCAAGACCUUGGAGAGAAGGUGGUGAUAGGGAAAUAAGAUUAGCUUUAGUGAGUAGGAGAAAUAUUCUGGAGAAGAGAAGUUAUAAUGUAAGGUUUAAGGAAUGGAGGAAGGAGAUGAGAAAGCUUGUGUGAACUAUCCCUUCAACUGAGUGUUAGCCCUUCUGCCUUUUUUAUAUUAUUUAAUUUUACUAAUCUCCCCAACAUCUUUAUGCCUUUGUGCAUUCAGGGCAAGGCUAAUCUUUAGGCAUUUGACUUUGUUUGGUCCAUGAUUAACAGCUUUGGGCUCAGAGAUAACCACAACAGGCAAAACUGAGCCAUUCUUACCUGGGUUACUGGCCGUCUUGUGCUGUUUUCAAUCAACAAGCAUUUAUUAGGUGCCUAAUAAAUGUCAGGUACCAUAUCAGACUGUAGAGACACAAAGAUAAAAAUUAAACUGUCCCUGCUUUCAGAGAGUUUACAUUUUGUUAGAGGAGACAAUAUGCUUUUAUAAACAUAGAGGCAAAUGCAAAUGGACCAAUCACAAAGUAAUUUUUAUGGGGAAGGAAGCAGAAGCAAUUUAUGGAAUCAGGAAAGGUCUCAGGGUGUAAGAUGUUGUCUAAGCUGAGCUUUGAAGGAAAUGGGAUUCAGAGAUGGAGGUAAGAAGAAAACUCUGCAGACAUGAGGAAGAGCUAGUGCAAAGACUUGGAUAUGGAUAUGGAAGAUGCAAUCUUGUGUGUGAAAAACAAUAAGAAAUCCAAUUUAGAAGGAGGAGCAAGAAGGCUGGAUCAAAGAGUGUACAAAGGGAAAGGAUGCAUAAUAGGUUGAAGCCAGCUUUAGAAAGGGCCGAGAUUUCAAAUCACGUUUUGUCCCAAAUUCACUGUUUUUUCCAGGGUCAUUUCAUCAACCUAAAGUUGAAUCCAGUCCAAACUCCUCAUUUCAUAAGUCAGGGAAAUGAAACUCGGAGAGAUGAAUCAUGAUUUGCCCAAGAUCACACAACAGGUGAAUGGCAAAACAGAUUUAAUAUGGUGGUAAUUAAAAAAACAAAAAACUUUUAAGUUAGGAGAAGCUAGUGAGAGAACUCACUCGACAGGUAAUUAGAGUUGCCCAAAAUAGACCCUCUCUCCUCCUCUUCACAGUUUUAUGGCUUCCUCUACCUCUCUGGCUACACAUAGCUAGCAUCUUUUGAUCUUGCCCUUGAAAUUGCAAUUCAGCCUUUUCUUCUAUUCCCCUUCCUCCACUUUCACUCUCAUAAAUGUGCCUUUUUAUCCUUAGAGAGGCUAAUUACAGAAUCACAGAACUGAAAGAGCUAAGCAACUAUCUAGUUCAACCUGUCCCUGAAAAAGAAUUCUGGCUACCUGACAAGUGGUCAUCCUUUCCCUGAAGUCUUCUAUAAAGGGAAGCUCAUUACAAAAGAAGACAGGUCCUUCUGGUUUAUUCAGCUCUGGUGGUUAGAGAUUUUUUGUUUCUUCGGUUUUCCUGAUGUUAAGCCUAAGCUUUGCAGCAAUGAACAGGAAUCCAUUGUUCCUGGUUCACUCUUCUGGGGCCAAACAGUGUGUUGAAUCCCUCUUCCAUGUAACAAACAACCUUUCAUAAAUUAAAGGCUAAGCUUCAUAAACUGAAGGCUAAAUUCUUUCAACCAGUCCACUAAUGACACACACUCAAGGUCCUUCAUCAUUCCGGUUGUCCUCCUCUGGAUGUUCUGAAAUUUGUCCAUGUCCUCCCUAAAAUGUGGUGCUCAGAAAUAAACACAGAUGUGAUUUCUGGUUUUUUUUAAGGAAGCAUAAGGAAGGCACUAUUACUUGUUCACAGAAUGUGUAGGGGGACAUAUGAUACAAGAAGGUGGGAAAGACAGGAAGGACUUUGAAUACCAAAGAGAGAAUUUUAUAUUUGAUCUAGAAAUGUCUCAAGUAAUUCCAUGAUUUCUUCUCUCCCUUCACUCUUAAGACUAUGGCUUUCUAAAAUGUGACCUCAUAUAGCUUCAGUCUUUCCUUCAAUAGUUCCUUUCUGAGUGUGGAAAAACUCCUAAUUCUAAAAAUGCCUUUCGUCAGCCUUUCUAUCAUCAAUCAACUUCUGUCCCAUCUACUGUCCUCUUCUCAUUCACUGAUAACCUCUUUUUUAUUUAAUAGUUUUCCUCUAAUUACAUGUAAAAACAAAUUUUUAAUCUUUUAUUUUUUUACCUGGAAAGUACAUGUACUAAUGAAAAAUGAAGUGACGAGAACCAGGAGAACAUUGUAUGCAGUAUCAGCAACAUUGUGUAAAAUUUGACUAUAAUUGAUUUAGCACUUCUCAGCAUUACAGUAAUCCAAGACAAAUACUGAUGACUCUUGAUAGAAAAUGCUGUCUAGCUUCAGAGAAAGAACUGAUAAAAGUCUGAAUAUGAGAUCAAGAAUACUAUUUUCACUUUUUUGUUUUUUUUUCCUUUUGCUCUUUUUUUCACAGCAUGACUAAUAUGAAUAUAUGUUUUAUAUAUUUUACCUCUCUCAAAUCGCUUAGUUUUAAGGAAAGAAGAUUUGAGGGAAGGAGAAAAUUUGGAACUCGUAAUUUUAUGUGAAAAAAUGAAUCUUAAAAUAACUGUCUUUACAUAUAAUUGGAAAAAAUAAAAUUUUAUUUAAAAGAAAAAAUUCUUAAAAAUUUUUUGAGAGAAAAGGAUCUAUGUGUACAAAAAUGUUUGUAGCAGCCCUCUUUGUAGUGGCAAGACACUGGAAAUUGAGUGAAUGCCUAUCAGUUGGAGAAUGGCUGAAUAAGUUAUUGUAUAUGAAUGUUGUGGAAUAUUAUUGUUUUGAAAAACAUUUUUUGAGUUCCAAAUUCUCUCACUGUUUCCCUCCCCUUUCCACCUGAUUGAGAAGGUAUACAAUUUGGUAUAGAUGAUAUAAGGCGUUCAAGGUUAACUUUUGUCAUAUACCUGAUGCCUCUUUAACAUCACCACCAGCUACUCUCUCCUUCCACCCCUAAGAUCACCAUAUCCAAUGACCUUUUUUCAGUCUUCAGCUUUCUUGACCACUGUACCACAAUCGAUACUGGUGACCAUCUCCCCUACUAGAUUCUCUCUCUUUACAUGGCUUCCAGGAUGCAGAACCAUAGAAUUUGAACUUUGGAAGGGACUUCAGUGGCCAUCUAGCCCCAUGUCCCGUGCUUUUGGUUUUGUUUUCCUUAAUCCUAUUCCUUUCCUUGGAAUGUCUUCUCUCUCCCUUUUACCUGCUGGCUUUCUCCGAGUCUCAGUUUUCUCAUUUGUAAAUCGGAAAUAAACAAUCUAAUGUGUCCUA
Antechinus flavipes (yellow-footed antechinus) is the source of this 10619-nucleotide messenger RNA. It is a transcript of the gene ZMPSTE24, whose product is annotated as zinc metallopeptidase STE24. Gene Ontology annotation, biological process: CAAX-box protein processing. Gene Ontology annotation, cellular component: endoplasmic reticulum membrane. The transcript is spliced from 10 exons. Bases 98 to 1522 code for a protein of 474 amino acids. Lineage: Eukaryota; Metazoa; Chordata; Mammalia; Dasyuromorphia; Dasyuridae. The record is from RefSeq and is a predicted model, not a curated record. Gene Ontology annotation, molecular function: metalloendopeptidase activity.